AUGCAUUAUUACUACGAAGGUGUCUGUUCCUGGCAGUGGUUUUACCCAUAUCAUUAUGCGCCGUUUGCUUCUGAUCUUAAGGAUCUUGGAGAAUUAAGCAUCAGUUUUGAACUCGGUUCCCCAUUCAAACCGUUUAAUCAACUGAUGGGCGUGUUUCCUGCUGCAAGUUCCCACGCUCUUCCCGAGCAUUAUAGAAAGUUGAUGAUGGAUCCGGACUCGCCUAUUAUCGAUUUUUACCCAACAGAUUUUGAAGUCGACAUGAAUGGGAAGCGUUUUGCAUGGCAGGGAAUAGCAAAGUUGCCUUUCAUUGAUGAAGAUCGCCUUCUUGCAGAAGUGUCAAAAGUUGAGCAUACUUUAACGGAGGAAGAGGCUCGGAGAAACAGCACAAUGUGUGACAUGCUUUUUGUGGCAUUAUCACACACAUUAUCUCCAUACAUAUUCUCUCUAAACGACCGAUGUAAGCAGUUAUCCGCCAAGGAACGAGUUGAAGUCAAAGAACAAAUCGACCCACUCGCAAGUGGGGGGAUGAAUGGGUAUCUAUCCCUUUGUGGCGGAGAUCCCUGUCCUCCAAUAUUUAGCUCACCUGUUGACGGCAUGGAUGACAUCAUGGAUAAUCAAGUCAUAUGUGCUAUAUACAGACUGCCAGAAUAUCAUAACCAUAUAUCUCGACCACCUGCAGGGGUCAAACCACCAAAAAAGACGGUGACGGUGGAUGAUUUACAACCAGAGCCUGCUUUAUGGCAUGAAGAUUCUGGAAGAAAGCCCUGGGAGAACGGAAGGAAUGGGCAGAACAGGCAGCAUAACAACAACAAUAACAACAAUAAUAAUUAUAACAACCAGCACCAGCACCACCACCCUGGGCGGCAGCUUGGAGAUGCUGCACAUCGACUUGUGAACAAUAGCUUACAAAUAAAGACAGAUAGAAGAAAUAGUCAUUAUCAUCAUCCAUAUGACCCACGCCCACCCCCUUUCCAUGCUAUUAGACCACCAGCACCAGCAUCCUAUCAUCACAACCAAAGUAGGAUGGUGCAGGGUUAUCAUCCUACUCCACAAUCACAUAACUAUGCUCAACCCCAACCUUAUGCUUCACCUGCCCAUGCCAAUUACACUAGUAGUAGUAGUAGGUCAGUUUCAGAUCAUCAAACCCCUGGAUACGAAUACGAUCCACGUGUCACCCAUCAAACUCCACAUGCCGUUACUCAUUACUAUCCACACCAGGGUUACAAUAACAGUGGUGGCUAUGGUGCUGCCAAUCAGACUGCAGGAUGGGCAGCCGCUCGUGGGAAUCAAGGUGGCGACAGAGGAGGAGGAAGACAUCAUCAUGGUGGAGGCAACAACCAAUUCUCAGCAUUGAAUAGAAGACCCCCUCAUCGCCGUUAGAUAUGUAAUGUCUAUGUUUAUGUUUAUGUUGGAAUACAUAAUGUAUCAUAUGUGUCCACUUAUAUCAAUUUCAUUCCAUAGCUUCAGCUCAGGAUAUUAGAUGAUUCCUCUCUAAUUUUUGUUGUAUUUAUACUUGCCUUUUAUGUUCCUUAUCUUUUUUAUCGAAUCCAAUAAUAAAACCCAGAAAAUCUUUAUUCCAAU
This is a messenger RNA of Lactuca virosa, 1581 nucleotides long. NCBI's taxonomy places the organism in Eukaryota, Viridiplantae, Streptophyta, Magnoliopsida, Asterales, Asteraceae. The record is from the annotation of a GenBank genome assembly.